AUCUUGGGCAACAACAUGUCUUUGGCCGGUAUAGCUACGUCGCUCAGUCCUCCUACCCAGGUGCUGUUUAAGUUGGACAAGCCUGCCUACAGUACCCCACCGCCAGUAAGCAAUGAUCCGGCCAACAAUGAGUGUAAAAUGGUGGAGUAUCGUGGGGCUAAAGUGGCCAGUUUCUCGAUCGAUGCACGAGAGAUGAUCUGUCUACCGCAGGCGUUUGAUCUGUUCCUGAAGCACUUGGUCGGUGGUUUACAUACGGUGUAUACGAAACUGAAACGUCUUGAUAUUACACCUGUUGUUUGCAACGUUGAACAGGUCCGAAUCCUUCGUGGGUUGGGUGCGAUACAGCCAGGAGUGAAUCGUUGUAAACUGGUGACCCGGGAUGAGUUUGACAUUCUCUACAACGACUGUACUACAGCAAGCAGUCGCCCUGGGAGACCACCAAAGCGAACACUGCCUCCCCCAGGUCUGUCACCCUCGGGCCAUUUCCUAUUGAAAAAACCCAAAAUAGAGAACGGUUGCUUAACAAACGGCAUAGAUUUCUCCGGUUUUUCACCUCUAGGACUCCGAGAUGGGAAAACAGUUGGUAUCCCUAAUGGAUACCUAUCUCCAUACCUUCUUACCACCCACCCAAGUAUGAUGCCCACAUCUCUCGCCAUGGUAACCAGCCACUCUAGUAUGCAUGCCAGCCAUCGACAUGACGAACCCAUUUCACUCUCUGUCAACACGACCGCAAAAUCUGAUGGGACAUCGGCAAAAAGUGAUAAAUCUCCAAGCAGCAGUGACCUUAGCUCACCACGUUCUGGGAUUGAUAGACCGAAAGAACAACAGUGCUCACCGCCCAGAAAGGAGGCAGAAAAAGAACAUGAAAGACACACAGAUGUAAAAUCACACAAAGAUUCAGACAACAAACGAAAUUCAACAGACCAGCGCGACCACCACCAUCACUAUCAUCAGCAUUCCACAGAGUCAGAGAAAAUAUCCAGUAUUGGUAACGGAUUGAAUUACAAUCAAACGGCGGCGGCGUUGUAUAAUAUUCCCGAAAACACAUCAUCUAUUGAAACGUUGCUAACAAACAUUCAGGGCUUGCUUAAAGUAGCGGCUGAUAAUGCCAGACAACAAGAAAAACAGAUCAACUUAGAAAAAGCUGAACUGAAAAUGGAACUACUUCGAGAAAAGGAGUUGAGAGAAGCUCUUGAAAAACAAUUAGUGGCAGAACAGAAAACCAGAGCAAUCAUUCAAAAGAGGCUGAAGAAAGAGAAAAAAGCGAAAAGAAAACUUCAAGAACAGUUAGAAGUAGAACAAAAAACUCGCAGUCAGACAGACAGCAGCGUAAUAAAACCAAACACUGUAGAAGCAUUGCGAGUAAUCAACGAUGCCAAAAUAGCCAGCAAAUACAGUUACCCAAGCACGGAGGCUCUCUCCCAGGAAUUAAAACUAGAGAGAAAUGCACGAACAGAUGCCGAGAGGAAGUUACUAGAUAUCCGAGGAAGUCUUCAGAGUUUUACGGAGAAUUUCCUGGCUAAGAACGGACACAUGGACUAUUCACAGUACCGAAUGGAAUGCAAAGAUCCGAGAAACAUCAGUGGAGACGAAAUCGACGAUGACGUCAUUGAUAACGAUAUUGAAGAUAAUGACGACGACAUGGCUGAUAUUGAAGAUGAAGAUUGAGCCCCUCUGGUCUAAAGCUGUCACCCCAGUGUAAAAAUGGUACGCACCAUAUUGGAUUGUGUCAUUUGAAUACAGGGGUGUCAGAUGGAACUUUUAAAACUGGGAACAGAUUUGUGUCUUUCUAUUUUUGCAGUUUCAUAUCAAGGUUUUUUUCCCGAAAAAAUAAUCAGAUUUUUUCAAAAUGACAAAAAAAAGAAAACAAAAAAAAAA
Saccoglossus kowalevskii is the source of this 1878-nucleotide messenger RNA. RefSeq names its product dachshund homolog 1 (gene dach1). Gene Ontology annotation, cellular component: nucleus; transcription regulator complex. Lineage: Eukaryota; Metazoa; Hemichordata; Enteropneusta; Harrimaniidae. The record is from RefSeq and is marked provisional. Gene Ontology annotation, molecular function: RNA polymerase II cis-regulatory region sequence-specific DNA binding; DNA-binding transcription factor activity, RNA polymerase II-specific. Gene Ontology annotation, biological process: regulation of transcription by RNA polymerase II.